This is a messenger RNA of Nelumbo nucifera (sacred lotus), 2494 nucleotides long. Its product is annotated as urea-proton symporter DUR3-like. Gene Ontology annotation, molecular function: urea transmembrane transporter activity. NCBI's taxonomy places the organism in Eukaryota, Viridiplantae, Streptophyta, Magnoliopsida, Proteales, Nelumbonaceae. The record is from RefSeq and is a predicted model, not a curated record. Gene Ontology annotation, cellular component: plasma membrane. Gene Ontology annotation, biological process: urea transmembrane transport.
UCCUCUUUUUCCUAUUAUAUAUAUAGUAUAGCAGAGAUCAGAGAAGAUGGAUAACUGAAAGCCUGAAAGUGUUACAGAUACACAGUUGACAGUUCUUCCCACUCAUCCACCCCUCACUCAUGGCUUCUUCUUCCCCGCAGUGCCCGCCGUUCUCCUUCGCCAGCAAGUACUACCAUGUCUCCGAUGGAGGUAGCUGCAUGCGCCAGAGUAGUUUCUUUGAGGGCAAAGCCGUUCUCAAUCAAGGAGUUGGCUACUCUGUUAUUCUGGGCUUUGGGGCUUUCUUUGCCGUCUUCACCUCUUUCCUGGUAUGGCUUGAGAAGCGAUAUGUGGGUUCUCGCCACACAUCUGAAUGGUUCAACACUGCGGGCAGAAAUGUUAAGACAGGACUGAUUGCUAGUGUGAUUGUGUCCCAGUGGACUUGGGCUGCCACAAUCUUACAGAGUUCAAAUGUUGCCUGGGAGUAUGGCAUUAGCGGGCCAUUUUGGUAUGCAAGCGGGGCCACCAUCCAGGUACUCUUGUUUGGUGUCAUGGCUAUAGAGAUCAAGAGAAAAGCUCCUCAUGCUCAUACUGUUUGUGAAAUUGUAAGAGCUCGAUGGGGGACUGCUGCUCAUGUUGUCUUCCUCUGUUUCUGCUUCUUGACAAACAUUAUUGUCACUGCUAUGCUUCUUCUUGGUGGUUCUGCUGUGGUAAAUGCACUUACUGGGGUCAACAUUUAUGCUGCAAGCUUUCUAAUUCCUCUUGGUGUGAUAGUAUACACAUUAGCUGGAGGACUAAAAGCUACUUUCUUGGCCAGUUACAUACAUUCUGUUAUAGUGCAUGUGGUUUUGGUAAUCUUUGUCUACCUUGUAUACACUUCUAGUAGUGAUCUUGGUAGUCCACGCAUUGUAUAUAAUCGUCUCUUGGAAGUUGCUAGCAAAUCAAGAAUAUGUCAGGAACCACUUUCUCAUAAUGGACAAGCUUGUGGACCUGUUAGUGGAAACCACAAGGGCUCCUACUUAACUAUGUUGAGCUCUGGUGGCCUUGUUUUUGGAAUUAUCAAUAUUGUUGGAAACUUUGGCACAGUUUUUGUUGAUAAUGGAUAUUGGGUUAGUGCCAUAGCAGCACGACCUUCAUCAACUCACAAAGGCUACUUGUUGGGUGGGCUGGUUUGGUUUGCCGUGCCUUUCUCGUUGGCAACAUCACUGGGUAUAGGAGCUCUAGCUCUUGAUCUACCAAUAACAGCAAGUGAGGCCAGCCAUGGACUUGUUCCUCCUGCUACUGCUAUAGCUUUGAUGGGAAAAGCAGGAUCUGUCCUGCUUCUCACAAUGCUUUUUAUGGCUGUGACAUCUGCCGGUUCUGCUGAGCUAAUAGCUGUUUCUUCCUUAUGCACAUAUGACAUAUAUCGUACGUACAUAAACCCAAAUGCAACUGGGAAACAAAUCCUAAAAUUUUCAAGGGGGGUCAUCCUAGGAUUUGGAUGUUUCAUGGGAGUUCUAGCAGUGGUUCUGAACAAAGCAGGAGUUUCACUGGGUUGGAUGUAUCUAGCCAUGGGAGUAUUUAUUGGUUCAGCAGUUCUUCCUAUUGCUUUUAUGCUUCUAUGGGAGAAGGCUAACUCAAAAGGUGCUAUUAUUGGAACCAUUGUUGGCUGCAUUGUCGGAGUUAUAACAUGGUUAUCGGUCACCAGCAUUCAGUAUGGUCGGGUUAAUCUGGACACAACAGGCCGAAAUGCACCAAUGCUUGCAGGAAACCUGGUGUCUAUACUGACUGGUGGAGCUAUUCAUGCAAUAUUUAGUUUCUUAUGGCCCCAAAACUAUGAUUGGGAGACCACUAAGCAGAUAACCAUGGUUGAAAAGGACAAGAGUGAGUUACCAGAUGAAGAGUUUAAAGAGGAAAAGCUAUUAAGAGAUAAAGCUUGGAUAGUGAGAUGGGGUGUUGGUUUUACUGUCGUGAUUGUGAUACUAUGGCCUAUUCUCUCACUUCCAGCAGGAGAGUUCAAUUUGAAGUACUUCACAUUUUGGGCAGUUAUUGCCAUUGUAUGGGGUACCAUUGCAUCUGCUGUGAUUAUUGCUUUACCACUUUAUGAAAGCUGGGAGACAAUCCAAAAUGUCAUUCUUGGCAUGUUUACAAAUGACAAUCUCAUUAAAAAGAUUGAAGACAUGAAUGUCAAAAUGCAUGCAAUCCUGUUGGCGAUACCAGAGGCUGAGCAAAUGUAUUUGUUGGAGAAAGAGAAGAACAAGAAACAUGAUGCUUUAGAACAACAAAUUCAUUGUGUUUCAGCAUAAAAAUCAGCUCAUAAGAACUGUUGCAAUUACCCUCUUGUAAUUGUUUGUGGUAAUUUAGCUUUUAAAGUGGUAAAUGUAAAUGGUUUGAUUACUUAUGGUGCAUACUUUUGCUGUAACACCUUGCAGGCCUUAUCUUACUGAAUCAAAAGGCCAAUAUGUUUUGUCGUUUAUAUGUGGUCAUUGCUCUUGUCCUUGGUCUGUCCAGAGAUAAAAUGACACUGUUACAUGCUAAU